CAUUGCUUCCCGAAGGUUACCGUGAGGUGAGAGCUACACAGCCGCGGAGCGUCACUGCUGGGGUGUUGUGGCCAGGAGUGUUUGGCCUAUCUGUAGCGCUAGUGUUGGGCUCAGGAAGUAGUGAAAAGCUGAGGGCGAGGUGAAGUCUCUGUGGAGCCCGUAGGCUUAGCAAUGAAGAGGAUAUUUGGGUUCGGGAGUAAGAAGGGCGUGUCGCCCUUGGGCUCCGCUUCUGUUGGGCAGAAGAAUAAUAGGAUUGACAACUUCCUGAUGGGUUACCACGUCCGAGACAGAGAUCUCGGAAAGAUCCACAAGGCUGCCUGCGUGGGCAACGUAGCGAAAGUGCAGCAGAUUCUGUUCUUGGGGAAAAAUGGCGUGGAUGAUAGAGACAAGAUGAACAGGACUGCUCUCCAUUUGGCCUGUGCCAAUGGCCAUCCAGAAGUGGUGACCCUCCUAAUAGAGAGGAAAUGCCAUCUUAACCUCUGUGAUAAUGAAAACAGGACAGCUCUCAUGAAGGCCGUACAGUGCCAGGAAGAGAAAUGUGUAAACAUACUGUUGGAAAAUGGUGCCGAUCCAAAUAUUAGGGAUGUGAGUGGCAACACUGCUCUCCACUAUGCUGCCUUUGGUGAUAAUAUAUCCAUAAUAGAGAAGCUGCUGCUAUACAAUGCGAAUACUGAAGCAAUAAAUAAGGAUAACUUCACACCACUUCUAGUUGCUGUAAAUGAAAACAAACAGCAAAUAGUGGAAUUUUUAAUAGAAAAGGCAGCAAAUAUACAUGCAGUUGAUAAAUUAAAAAGCAAUUACGAAAUAAUUUGCAGACAUAAAGAAGAAAUCAUGCUUAAAAAUUCUUUGCAAAAUAGCAGUCCAGUAGAAGAUAAGAAUUCUGAGGAAGACUCUUUAACCAGGCUUUCCGACAAACCUGGUAUUGAUGAUUCAUGGCCUACAUCAGAUAGCGAAGAC
Messenger RNA from Panthera uncia (snow leopard), 957 nucleotides. Its product is annotated as ankyrin repeat domain-containing protein 26-like. The record is from RefSeq and is a predicted model, not a curated record. The annotation marks the transcript as partial. NCBI's taxonomy places the organism in Eukaryota, Metazoa, Chordata, Mammalia, Carnivora, Felidae. Gene Ontology annotation, molecular function: protein binding. The transcript has 7 exons.